AUGUUUCACAUCGUGACAGUGUCACCGUCGUUAUGGACCACCGACUACACUACUUUAAUUUUUGAUUCUGUAACAGAAAACGUGACAUCACAAUUAACAAAUACUGUAACAGAAAAUGUGACACCACUAUUAAGGAACACUACAUACAGAGAAAAUAAAACAGAAAAAGUUUCGAAUACUGAAUUUGUAAAUUAUUCGAUAUUGCACUGGCCUAAUUAUUUAUGGUUUGUUGCUGGUUUAGGAACUGGAAUAUUCAUAAUGUUUAUUAUAAAUUCCAAUUUAUAUUGUCAAGUCUGGUGUCCUAAUUUUCCUAUCUUAAGACGCAUUGGGACCUUCUUUAGAAUCCUUUGGCACCGUUUCAUCGUUUGGUAUCGUCACGUUUGUCUUGGUAGAAACGAAUAUUUUAUUUCAACUUUCAAGCAAAAUAACAGAAUUAUCAAAGAACAACAUGAAAUAGCCUUGCAAUCGCUUCCGCGUGUCUCACUAUCACCGCCACUCACAAAUCAGCCGCGAUCUUUACAACAGUCACAAUUGUCAUUAUUGCAUCGCUCGCAAAUAUCACAGUUGCCGCGUGGUUCACGAUUGCUACAACUCAGUAAUCUCACAAAUCAAUCGCAAUCUUCAUCACAACAGUCACAAUGGAAUACUGAAUUACCUACAGUCUCAUGGCAAUCUCAUAUCCCACAGCAAUUACUACCACCAUCCAGUUCCGAUUCAAAUCGAUUACUAGUUUCCCCAGUUAGAAACAGCCCUGCAACCAUCGGAAAUUCCCAAAUUACUGCAGUAAUACAUACGAGUGCCAUAACAACCAUGAUUGCCACAUCAACUACAGCGCCUGGACUAUUGACUUCUUCUUCUACACAGUAA
Messenger RNA from Trachymyrmex cornetzi, 867 nucleotides. RefSeq lists its product as uncharacterized. The coding region runs from base 1 to 867 and encodes 288 amino acids. The transcript is spliced from 5 exons. The record is from RefSeq and is a predicted model, not a curated record. Lineage: Eukaryota; Metazoa; Arthropoda; Insecta; Hymenoptera; Formicidae.